GAAAGAAUCAAUAUGUCGGCAUGUCGGCAUUCCGAUUGGUUGUCCUGGGAUCAUGUCGUAACUCGAGCCUCACCACCCCAAAAAUCAGAUCACAUCCGCUCAUCUUAUUCACGCAAAAGCCGUCAGCGCAGACUUGGAUCAUACGUGGAUUCGAGAACACUGUCCUGUACCGCGCACAUUCAGCCCGACUGUGUCGCUUGCCUCGUCAUCAAGUUGACCAUGUGCACAAACCACUAUCCUGGCCCGUUGAAGCAUAACCAAAAAUACUACACCUCGGUAUUUCUCCGUUUAUUCUGCUUUUGGAUAUCCUGGCGGUAAAAAUCCAAUAGAUGAAGAUAAAUGUCCUCUAACGCUAGGCUCAGACAAACGCCCGUAGUUCGUGCCUCCUUGCCUUGCGGAAUUCUCGUGCGAGAGCGAAAGAUAAAGAGACGGAUAAAAGUUAUACCAAAUCAUGUG
Molecule: messenger RNA, 456 nt
Organism: Serpula lacrymans var. lacrymans S7.9
Lineage: Eukaryota; Fungi; Basidiomycota; Agaricomycetes; Boletales; Serpulaceae
Exons: 1
Source: RefSeq, a predicted model, not a curated record